Messenger RNA from Sorghum bicolor (sorghum), 607 nucleotides. Its product is annotated as V-type proton ATPase subunit e1. Gene Ontology annotation, cellular component: proton-transporting V-type ATPase, V0 domain. Bases 158 to 367 code for a protein of 69 amino acids. The record is from RefSeq and is a predicted model, not a curated record. NCBI's taxonomy places the organism in Eukaryota, Viridiplantae, Streptophyta, Magnoliopsida, Poales, Poaceae. Gene Ontology annotation, biological process: proton transmembrane transport. The transcript has 3 exons. Gene Ontology annotation, molecular function: proton-transporting ATPase activity, rotational mechanism.
CACGCACGUGACGUGGCUGGCAGCAACUCCCUCCACCAUCUCCUUCCCCUGCAGCACCUGUCGCGUCUCCCUCCCCGACCGAGCGAUCCAGCGAGAGGGAGCGAGAAGCAGCAGCAGCCGCCGGAGGAGCUCGCCGAGGCCGCCGCCGAAGACGACCAUGGGGUUCUGGGUUACCACGCUCAUCUUCCUCCUCGCCGGCGUCGCCGCAUCCCUCUUCACGCUCCUCUGCUGCAACCGCGGGCCCUCCACAAACCUAUUCCAUUUGACCUUGGUGACUACAGCUGUAAUUUGUUGUUGGAUGAUGUAUGCAAUCGUUUACCUUGCUCAGAUGAAGCCAUUGAUCAACCCCAUCCUGAGCGGAGAGUGAGCUCUGUCUCUUCAUUAAACAGAAUGAAAGCUAGACCUGCUGUACCAUUAUUCAGUCUGUGAACUUUCUAUUCAUUUUGGCGCACCUGAUGAAAUAAAUAAACUGCCAUGAGUUUUUUUGCUACUCUGCACUCCAGACAUUGAGGAGGCUCGCUGUGAUUAGUGUAUGCAAUUGUAUGAUAUACGCAAUAAUAAAUAUCUAUGUGUCGCUCCUGUGCUUUUAUUGGAAUGUUUUUUGUCA